AUAGCGAAAGUGAUAAUAAAUGAUGAGCGUCAUAGACGUCCCGCGGUGCUUCACACACAAGAUAAAACUGAUAUAUAAUUGCAGUUACCACUUCACUAUAAAACAGAUGCCCAGCUUUACUCCAGCACAGAGUGACUUCUCCAAGUGAAGUGUGUUAAUCGAUAUCCUAUAAAUCUUCAAAAUGGUGUCUGACUUCAGAAAGAAGAAGCUUUUGCACGUUUUCAACUCAUUUUUCGACAGAAACGCGAGCGGUUCUAUCGACAAAAGUGACUUUGAUCUAGCGAUCGAGAAUAUAUCCAAAUUGCGAGGCUGGAGCGCCGGGGAUGCGAAAUAUAAGGAAGUGCAAACUGCUUUGUUGAAGAUAUGGGAUGGUUUGCAGAGCCGCGCAGAUGUUGACAGAGACGGUGAGGUGAGUGUGGAUGAAUGGAUUUCGAUGUGGGAUGAGUAUGCCAAGAAUCCAUCUGCCCCUCUCGAAUGGCAAACCUUGUACUGCAAGUUCAUAUUCCAAUUGGAGGAUGCAAGUGGUGAUGGAGCUAUCGAUGGUGAGGAAUUCUCCUCUGUCUACGCCUCCUUUGGACUAAACAAGGAUGACGCGUUAGCGGCUUUUAGAAACAUGUCAAAAGGCAAGCCUAAUGUAUCCUGGAGCGAGUUCCAGGAAUUGUGGAAGGAAUACUUCACUACCGAAGAUCCCAACGCCCCUGGAAACUUCAUUUUCGGAAAGGCAAAGUUCUAG
This is a messenger RNA of Bicyclus anynana (squinting bush brown), 733 nucleotides long. RefSeq names its product calexcitin-2-like. NCBI's taxonomy places the organism in Eukaryota, Metazoa, Arthropoda, Insecta, Lepidoptera, Nymphalidae. Gene Ontology annotation, molecular function: calcium ion binding. The transcript has a single exon. The record is from RefSeq and is a predicted model, not a curated record. The coding region runs from base 182 to 733 and encodes 183 amino acids.